This is a messenger RNA of Anarrhichthys ocellatus (wolf-eel), 2341 nucleotides long. RefSeq names its product homeobox D4a (gene hoxd4a). Gene Ontology annotation, molecular function: RNA polymerase II cis-regulatory region sequence-specific DNA binding; DNA-binding transcription factor activity, RNA polymerase II-specific. Gene Ontology annotation, cellular component: nucleus; nucleoplasm. The transcript has 2 exons. The record is from RefSeq and is a predicted model, not a curated record. NCBI's taxonomy places the organism in Eukaryota, Metazoa, Chordata, Actinopteri, Perciformes, Anarhichadidae. The coding region runs from base 16 to 762 and encodes 248 amino acids. Gene Ontology annotation, biological process: anterior/posterior pattern specification; embryonic skeletal system morphogenesis; positive regulation of transcription by RNA polymerase II.
UACCUUCAGAAAUUAAUGGCCAUGAGUUCGUAUAUGGUGAACUCUAAGUAUGUGGAUCCCAAAUUUCCUCCCUGCGAGGAAUAUUCACAAAAUAACUAUAUACCUGAACAGGGCUCGGGCUACUUCAGUCCAACGCAGGACACAGACUUUCAGCAUCCAGGGAUCUACCCACGGUCAAACUACACGGAGCAGCCCUUCAGCUGCAACACUGUGCAGGACUCCACAGUGCAGCCACGGGGUCAUGUGCACGCGAGAUCCAGCCGCUCGAGUUCUUUUAGCGCAGAGACUGAACCGGGGCCCCCGGUCCAAGUGCCUGGGUCCCCGGUCCAAGUACCCGGCCCCCCGGUCCAAGUGGCUGGACCCCGGACUUGUGGACAGCAGCAAAACACAAAGAGCCAAAAUGGGAUACAGUCCAAGCAGCCUGCAGUAGUUUACCCCUGGAUGAAGAAAGUCCACAUUACUAACGUGAACCCGGAUUACACAGGACCUGAGCCCAAACGGUCCAGAACAGCUUACACCCGGCAGCAGGUUUUGGAGCUUGAAAAGGAGUUUCAUUUUAACAGGUAUCUGACCAGGCGGCGACGGAUUGAGAUUGCCCACACUCUUUGUCUCUCCGAAAGGCAGAUCAAAAUCUGGUUUCAAAACAGACGGAUGAAAUGGAAGAAAGACCACAAACUACCCAACACCAAGGGCAGAUCCGCACCAGCCAGCCAUCUGCAAAGCAUCCAGAAGGAUAACCAGACUGAUAUCACUUCAUUAUAAGAGAGGAGGAAGGUGUCACACCUUUAGAAAUAAACUGUACAUAUAAAAGGCAGAGGUUGCAUCUGACUUUUGCAUGGACUGAUGUUGUUUUUAGCCAUUUUUUUUUAUUUAACAAAGACCCCAGCAGUGUUGACUCAAGAGUCAGAAAACCAAUCAGUCUUUGUGAGAGUGAAAGGUUUGAAAGUUCUUCAUUGUUUUAAUUUCUUCAAAGAGACACAAAAGCAUCGAAAGAAACUUUUCAUUUUUUUUUUUUGGACGUUACCCACCUGAGGACAUUUAAUGAUCAACCUCGACUGGUUUCAUGGAUUUAAACAAAGUGUUGCAGCUCUGCCCACGUGGAUUCACGUUGGUUUAAAGAUUGAAAUAUCUUUAUUCAGAACAGGAAAACCUUUGGUUCAAAUUACACAGACACAGAGAGAUUAUUUCCGUUUAUCUUCCGAUUUAAUCCUCACUUUAAAUGCACAAUAUAUACAAAUAUACUUGAAGGAACCAAUAUUUGCAAAGAGCACGCCAAACACAACCUACUUUCGUGAGUUGCAAAAAAACCCGUUGAAUUUUUUGUCUACGUUUAUUUGUGACUAGUAUGUUUUAACUUAUUUUGUACAAUAAAGCUUAGAUUUGUUUUAGCCUAAAUAUUAUUCCUAAAAGCAAGACAUUCCUGUGUGCAUACUAUUCGGAGUGCCCUUAUAAAUCUCUCCUGACAUCUUUGUAAACAGUGUACAUUUUCAGAGGCUCUCUCGUGCCAUUGAAAGACUUAUAUGAAAGAUCAUUUGUUCCAGCAUGGCAUCAAAUUGAUAUUGGAUGUUUCUCAUCGGAAAAAAUCGAAUUCAGAAUAUUUAGGAGUAUAAUUGUUUAUUUUUUUUUAAAUAUGAUUUGUUUACGUUAUUAUUUAUUUGUUUAAAAAACGUGUACAUUUUCGUAAAGCACACAUACAAUUUUAAUUAAAAAUAUUCGUUCAACUUUAAUUAAUCUAAAAUAUGUUUGAACUCUUGUGGAUUAUUAGCAUGGCUUUAUGCAAAGUUUUAGUCUUUAGUUAAUGUGGGAAUCUUCUAGUUUUUCAUUUACACCGAGCUAACCGAGGGGGGCUUUCACGUCACGUUUCAAGACAGAUAUUUCUUGUUUUAUACCGUCAUUGUCUUCGGACAAAAAAAAAAGCACAGAAGCUCUCCCAGUACGAAGAGGUCUUCUCUGUGAAGCCUUUGCGAUGAGAGGCUUGAAAAGGUAUUUCAACCGAAGGUCGACAAAGCAGCAGUGGCAGGUUCAUCCAGGGGACACAUUUCAGCCGCAAGGACUGACCCCAACACCCCUGACCCGCCGAACAAGGGGCAUUUUCUCUCCCAGGCGCUGUUCGCUUUGGUUUGGAGGUUUUUUUUUCCACACUUAAAAAGCCAAAGCAUUCAAAGCAAGAGUCAGUGCGUGAAUUCCAUAUUUUUUACACGUGUUUCAACAGCAGGCCUAUUUAAAAGCUUCUGAUUUGUGCAUUUGUCUCCUUAUGUCAAUAUGCAAUCUUUUGGUUUUAUUUUUGUACAUGCUUUUUACCUUGUAUUGUGCAUUGAGAUGCGAGAAGUAUAUUGGAAAA